AUGGUUAUCAAGGAAAGUGAGUUCGAUGAUUCGCUCGGGUACGCGUUGCUGCGCAGUGAGAUGGGCACCGUGUGGGACACGUCCAAGGACGAACGGAUGAUCAACGGUACGAUGGACCCGGAGCUGAUCCAGCGUGCGAAGGAGCGUGCCAUCCGUGCCCAGCUGAACUCGGCCGAUGGCGACACGUGUGAAACGCACGAUCAGUUCUACCGCGACCAUAAGCUACUGCUGGUACUGUUCCGCGGGCUGGCCGUCAUGCCGAUAACGCGCUCCGUACCGGGCCGUAUCACGUUCAGCUGGCGUUCGGCCGCAUCCAUCUACGCGUUCUGCUUCUACAUAGUAUCCACCGUGAUCGUGCUGGUGGUCGGGUACGAACGCAUCAAGGUGUUCCAGACGACGACCAAGUUCGACGAAUACAUCUACGGCAUACUGUUCGUGAUCUUUCUCGUGCCACACUUCUGGAUACCGUUCGUGGGCUGGGGUGUCGCCGGUCAGGUCGCCAUCUACAAGACGAUGUGGGGCGCGUUCCAGGUGCGGUAUUACCGCGUCACCGGCACAUCGCUCCAGUUCCCCCACCUGAAGUUGUUGAUCGUUUUCCUCUCGAUCGGGUGUCUCGUGUGUGCGAUCGUGUUUCUGCUGUCGCUCAGCUUCCUGCUGGAGGGUUUCGCCCUGUGGCACACAUCCGCCUACUACCACAUCAUCACGAUGCUCAACAUGAACAGUGCGCUCUGGUACAUCAACAGCCGCGGCAUCCGGGUGGCGUCCUCCAGCUUGUCGCGUUGCUUCCGCCAGGAUGUGGCGAUCGAAUGUACGGCCGCAAUGAUCUCACGCUACCGAUUCCUCUGGCUGAACCUGAGCGAACUGCUGCAAGCGCUCGGGAACGCGUACGCCCGCACCUACUCGACGUACUGCCUGUUCAUGUUCGUCAACAUCACCGUCGCGAUUUAUGGCGCACUGUCGGAGAUCAUCGACCAUGGGUUUGGGUUUUCGUUCAAGGAGAUCGGCCUCAUCGUGGACACGGUGUACUGCUCCGCGCUGCUGUUUAUCUUCUGCGACUGCUCGCACAAUGCCACGCUGCAGGUGGCGCAGGGCGUGCAAGACACGCUGCUCAGCAUCAAUCUGCUGAAGGUGGACCAACCGACGCAGAAGGAGAUAGAUCUGUUCAUACAGGCGAUCGAGAUGAAUCCGGCUAUUGUGAGUCUCAAAGGGUACGCGGAAGUUAAUCGGGAGCUACUCACCUCGAGCAUUGCCACGAUCGCUAUCUACUUGAUCGUUCUGUUGCAGUUUAAGCUGUCGCUCAUCUCACAACAAAUUCCGGCAGAAAUCAUCGAGAAUGUGAAGCUUUUACAAAAACAGUAA
Molecule: messenger RNA, 1359 nt
Organism: Anopheles marshallii
Lineage: Eukaryota; Metazoa; Arthropoda; Insecta; Diptera; Culicidae
Product: gustatory and odorant receptor 22-like
Exons: 2
Coding region: 1-1359 (452 amino acids)
Biological process (GO): sensory perception of taste
Cellular component (GO): axon; membrane; dendrite
Source: RefSeq, a predicted model, not a curated record